CCAUUUCUUCUCUGCACACACAAACAUAACUUGGAUCCGGAGAUUCUGGGUCUUUCAUAAUAUUUUUUUCUUCUUCACAUUAUAAAACAUAUAUAGUAUAUAGACACAUAUAAAAACAUGAAUGAAAACAUAAUAUAGCCCACCAGACAUGAUUUGGUUCCUCUCUGGGAUUAAACCCCUCUUUUUGUGUUCCUCUCUUGUUGGACAACUUGAACUAUAGUUGUAAUGCCUCUAAAUCCAUGGCGUACUACUCUCUCUUCUUCUUCAUCUCUAUUACUUCUCAUUAUUCUCUUCCCUUUCGUGGCUUUCUCCUUAAACAACCAGGGUCAAGCUUUACUUACAUGGAAACAGAGCCUUAAAGGGUCACCGGAGCCAUUAACCAAUUGGAAUCCCGUCGACCAAACUCCAUGUGGGUGGUUCGGCGUUACCUGCAACUAUCGAAACGACGUCGUCGAGUUGAACAUCAAGUACGUUGACUUGUUCGGUCAAGUCCCUUCGAAUUUCUCCUCCUUGUUGACCUUAAACAAGCUCCUUUUAUCGGGGACCAAUCUCACUGGCUCAAUCCCAGACCAGAUUGGCUCACUCUCUGAAUUAACGUUCUUGGAUUUGAGUGAGAAUGGUUUAGCGGGAGAAAUCCCGGAUGGGAUUUUUGAACUGAAGAAACUCGAAAGUCUUUACCUGAAUUCAAACGAGUUCGAAGGCGUCAUUUCCGAUCGACUUGGGAACCUCGCGAGUCUAAAAUGGUUGACACUUUAUGAUAACCAACUCAGUGGAGGGAUUCCCAGUUCUAUAGGGAAGUUAACUCUGUUGGAAUCCAUCAGAGCUGGCGGGAACAAGAAUCUCCAAGGUCCUCUGCCUCAAGAGAUUGGCAACUGCGCUAAUUUGGGCAUGUUGGGCUUCGCCGAAACUAGUCUCUCCGGCUUUCUUCCUUCGAGUUUAGGGAAGUUGAAGAAGCUUCAAACAUUAGCCAUAUACACUGCUCUUCUCUCCGGUCCAAUCCCACCGGAGCUCGGAUACUGUACAGAGCUUCAGAACCUGUACUUAUACGAAAAUUCUCUCUCCGGUUCGAUCCCACCCCAAUUGGGCAACUUGAAAAAGCUUCAGAAUCUUCUCCUAUGGCAGAACAACUUGGUGGGCGUGAUCCCAUCGGAGCUCGGGACCUGUGGUCAACUCACCGUCAUUGAUGCUUCGAUGAAUUCGUUGACCGGCUCCAUUCCUGCGUCGUUUGGGAACUUAACUCUACUUGAGGAGCUCCAGCUGAGUAUGAACCAGAUCUCUGGCGAGUUACCGGUUCAACUAGUGAACUGUAAAAAGAUGACACAUAUCGAGCUCGACAACAACCAGAUCUCAGGGACUAUUCCUUCCGACAUCGGAGAACUCUCCAAUCUGACAUUGCUGUUCCUGUGGCAGAAUAAGCUCGAGGGGAACAUCCCGCCGUCCAUUUCCCGGUGCGGGAAUCUUGAGGCCAUUGAUUUGUCUCAAAAUCUCUUGACGGGACCAAUACCCAGUGGUAUAUUCGAGCUAGUUAAGCUCGAGAAGUUGCUCCUCCUCUCCAACAAUCUUUACGGCGAAAUCCCGCCGGAGAUCGGAAACUGCUCAUCGCUGAUUCGCUUCCGGGCUAGUGAGAACAAAUUGACUGGCAAAAUACCACCCCAAGUUGGGAACUUGAGGUUCUUGAAUUUCUUUGAUCUGGGUUCGAAUCGGAUCUCCGAAGCAAUACCAGAGGAGAUCUCCGGUUGCCGAAAUCUUACAUUUCUCGACCUACAUUCCAACUCCAUAGCUGGAAGCCUCCCCAGAAGCUUUGAUCAGCUUGUGUCAUUACAAUACGUUGAUUUCUCUGAUAAUAUGAUCGAAGGAUCAUUAAGUCCCAAUCUCGGAACACUGAGUUCACUCACCAAGCUCAUUCUCGGAAGAAAUCGGCUAACGGGUUCGAUUCCGAGUCAAAUCCAAUCAUGUUUGAAGCUACAGUUACUCGACCUGAGCUCCAAUCAACUCACCGGCCCAAUUCCGGCAAGUUUAGGAAAGAUACCGGCUCUGGAAAUCUCCGUGAAUCUCAGCCGGAACCAACUUUCAGGCGAAGUGCCGGAGGAAUUAACGACGCUCGAUAAGCUCGGGAUACUCGACCUUUCAUACAACCAACUUUCCGGUGAUCUCCAUGUUCUCGCUGACAUGCAAAAUCUCGUGGUCCUCAAUGUCUCCCACAACAGUUUCUCGGGGCGCGUGCCUGAUUCGCCCUUCUUUGCGAAGCUUCCUCUGAGCGUUCUAUCCGGUAACCCUUCUCUGUGUCUUUCGGGGAACCAGUGCCUCGAUGACGAGAGGCGCGUCGGCGGAGUGAGGCAUACGAUGGCAGCGCGUGUUGCCAUGGUGGUGCUUCUCUGCGCGGCGGGGGUGCUCCUCCUCACAGCUCUAUACAUCGUCAUCGGAGCAAACAAGCGGGGACUCAGAGACCGUGGGUCCCACUCGGAUAGUGACAUCGAGGCCGAUGGUGACGUGGACGUGGGUCCACCUUGGGAAGUGACUCUGUUCCAAAAGCUCGAUUUAUCGAUUGCUGACGUGGCAAAAUCUUUGACACCUGGCAACGUCAUCGGGCGAGGAAGAACCGGCGUCGUUUACAGGGUCGAGAUUGCCUCAGGAAUGCCGCUCGCCGUGAAGAAGUUCCGAGUGUCGGAGAAGUGUUCCGCAGCGGCGUUUUCGUCGGAGAUUGCCACGCUGGCAAAGAUUCGGCACCGGAAUAUCGUUCGCUUACUCGGGUGGGGAGCGAACCGAAAGGCGAAGCUACUGUUCUACAGUUACAUGGCGAAUGGAAGCUUGGGUUCGCUGCUACACGAGGGGUGCGGAGGUUUAGUGGAGUGGGACACCCGGCUCAUGAUAGCAAUAGGCGUGGCCGAGGGAAUGUCUUACUUGCACCACGACUGUGUUCCUGCUAUCGUCCACCGGGACGUCAAGGCGCACAAUAUCUUGCUGGGGGAACGCUACGAGGCUUGCUUGGCGGAUUUUGGGCUUGCCCGGUUCGUCGAAGAUGAUGAAAACGGUUCUUUUUCGGCCAACCCUCAGUUUGCCGGUUCGUACGGCUAUAUUGCGCCUGAGUAUGCUUCGAUGACAAAAAUCACAGAAAAGAGCGAUGUUUAUAGCUUUGGAGUGGUACUUAUGGAAAUAAUAACAGGGAAAAGACCUGUUGAUCCUUCAUUCCCAGAUGGCCAACAUCUCAUACAAUGGGUUCGAGACCAUUUAAAGUGCAAAAAAGACCCUAUUGAGAUUCUUGAUCCAAAGCUCCAAGGUCAUCCAGAUUCUCAAAUACAAGAAAUGCUUCAAGCACUUGGAAUCUCCCUCCUCUGCACGAGCAUUCGGGCCGACGAUCGGCCCAGCAUGAAGGACGUCGCCGUUUUGCUGAGGGAAAUCCACAAUGAACCCAUCACAGGAAAAGAGGCCCAGAAGCCCAAUACCAAGAAGUUAGACAUUACUACUACCACAAGUACUACUAAUUCUUCGUCCUCUAUGAAUGUUGUAAACCCGGCUGAUUUGUUGCUCCUCCAAGGCUCUUCUCGAUGCUCACUUGCUUAUUCAUCGUCUUCAUCUCGUGAAACAAUCAAUAAUAACGUUUGAAAAAAUAUAUAUAAAUAUAUAUGUACACUUGUUAGGGAAAAAAAUUGAGUUGACUUUGUUUAAUUAUGAUUGUUAGAUAUAGCUAUAGGAGUAGAUAAGAGAGCAAUAUGUUAUGAGGCAGUGUAAAGAGUUAGGGAAAUGGUAUUUUUUUAGUUUUUGAGUUAAAAAAGUGGAUAAAAGAAAAUUGACAAGAAGAUGAGAUCGAGGAGAUAUAUUCAUUAUUAAUUACUCUAUCAGUGUACAGCUGCUAGAAGGCUAUCUAUGUUUCUUGUUAAUGAUUAUUUGAAUUUAAAUUAUAUUUAAUUGUGGAUGUUAUUAGAUGAUGAAUUGAGGUGA
This is a messenger RNA of Humulus lupulus (European hop), 3939 nucleotides long. Its product is annotated as leucine-rich repeat receptor-like serine/threonine-protein kinase RGI4. Lineage: Eukaryota; Viridiplantae; Streptophyta; Magnoliopsida; Rosales; Cannabaceae. The coding region runs from base 226 to 3603 and encodes 1125 amino acids. The record is from RefSeq and is a predicted model, not a curated record. Gene Ontology annotation, cellular component: plasma membrane. Gene Ontology annotation, molecular function: protein kinase activity; ATP binding; protein binding. The transcript has 2 exons. Gene Ontology annotation, biological process: protein phosphorylation.